AUGGAUAGUGACAUUACUAUUGAGCCUAGUCCAGCAGGCAAGGGUCGAAAAAGACUGGUUAAUAAGCAGGAAUGGAAACGAGAAAAAGCCAAAAUAAAAAGAUAUUCACGAAAGCGCCUUCCUGAAUUUCCCACGUGUGGUCAUAAAACAAAAAAGCUUCAAUGUUUGUCGCUUACUAUGACCGAAAUAGGAAAAUUUAAUGAAAAGUCUUAUCAUCAGGCAUCCAAAUCAUAUCAAGAUCUGUUUAUAUUGAAACACUGCGUAACGAAUAAACCAAUAAGACCUGGUACCAAAAUUAAAGAAAAUGUUCGAAACAAACCAAAGACAGUCAGUGUGCAGUACAAAAUUAUCACUUCAAAAGGACAAAUUUGUGUUUGUGAAAAGACAUUUGUGGCUAUACUGGGUGUUGGAAGAAAUCGAAUUGAAAGAAUAAUAAAACAAUAUCACGAGACAGGUGUUUUGCCAGUUAAAAGAAGGGGAGGUGUUUCAAACAAAUCAGCCCAUAAAAAACAGGCCGUACAGAAUUUUAUUGAAUCCAUAACUUGUUGUGAGACUCAUUACGCGAGGAAUAAAACAGUUAUUAGAAGAUACUUACCUUGUGAACUGAACAUAGUGAAAUUGUGGAAGAUGUAUGAUUCAAAAGUGAACGAACAGUUAAAAGUCAAACAGUGUUUUUUCAGACAUAUUUUUGUACGAAAGUACAACAUUGGCUUUGAAUCACCAAAAGUUGAUGUUUGGUCCAAAUGUCUACAAUUUUCGGAGAAAAUAAAAAAAAUCACCGAUCCACACGAAUAG
Messenger RNA from Anthonomus grandis grandis, 795 nucleotides. RefSeq lists its product as uncharacterized. The transcript has 2 exons. The record is from RefSeq and is a predicted model, not a curated record. NCBI's taxonomy places the organism in Eukaryota, Metazoa, Arthropoda, Insecta, Coleoptera, Curculionidae. Bases 1 to 795 code for a protein of 264 amino acids.